UACUGACUCAACUUAAACGCCUCACAGACAAGACUGGUUGCAUAUUUCUUGGUUUUCUGUCAUUGAUCGCAUUUAUACUGACUGGUCAACAUGUUGUGUGGAGGUACAGGAGCAGCACAGGACGCCACGCCGGAAAUUCAGGAGAUAUGUAACAAAAUAAAGACUCAAGUGGAGCAGAAAGCAGGAAAAACCUAUGAAACCUUCACCGCCAAAAGCUACACGAGUCAGGUUGUAGCGGGGACCAACUUCUUCAUAAAGGUCCAUGUCGGAGGUGAUGAGUAUAUUCAUCUCCGUGUUUUCAAGAAACUCCCAUGCCACGGAGAAGAGACUGAGCUGACCAAUAUUCAGCUCGCCAAGAAGCACCAUGACUCCAUUGAGUACUUCUAAACACCAGGCUUUCCAAGCAACCCUCCAGUGCCUACACUCUGCAUCCCCCAUCUAAUGUCCCCAAACCACGUCGUUGUUCUACUCUCAUACUGUAGUAACUGACCAUGUGUUCAGUGUGGAUCAUGAAUGAAAUCUGUUACGGAAAUCGUUUUGUACCAUAUGUUUGAAUAAACAAGAGUGAGAAUUGAA
Messenger RNA from Poecilia reticulata (guppy), 576 nucleotides. RefSeq names its product cystatin-B-like. Gene Ontology annotation, cellular component: cytosol. Lineage: Eukaryota; Metazoa; Chordata; Actinopteri; Cyprinodontiformes; Poeciliidae. Gene Ontology annotation, molecular function: cysteine-type endopeptidase inhibitor activity. The record is from RefSeq and is a predicted model, not a curated record.